Molecule: messenger RNA, 1270 nt
Organism: Rhagoletis zephyria (snowberry fruit fly)
Lineage: Eukaryota; Metazoa; Arthropoda; Insecta; Diptera; Tephritidae
Source: RefSeq, a predicted model, not a curated record
GGAGAAUCAUUAUUAGUCAAGCACUUGAAUAGAACAGACCUUUCAACGCUUUGAAGAGCAAAACCACAAACAAAAUAAAAAAUUAAAAUUUAUAAAAGCAUUAUUAAUUAAAUAAACUUUGUUAAAACGAUCAAAAUGGCACAGCGCAGAAAUUUGAAAGUUUCAUAUCACGGAAAUCGUCGGACAAUUGGAUAUAAAAUGGGCAACAGCUGUGAUGAAAUUCUCAAGAAGAUCAUGCUGCACUUUGAGAUACCACGUCACCACAAAUCAUCGCUACUGCUCACCACUGAGACUGGAAAAGUUUUUAGCGGCCGUCAACUCCGCAACUACCUUCAAUUAUUUCCAAAUCCGCAUAUAACUUUUUAUUUACGCUAUGAUAGCAAAGGCACCAUAAAAUCAGAUGACAACCUAAGCGGCAGCUGUGCCGGAACAAACCGUAAAAAUCUCAAACGCCAACGUGACGCCAUUGAUUAUGACGGCGAUGACGAGACUUAUCCAACGACACCUGUAUUUCGCAUGAACUGUUUUAUAGGCGCCUAUCCUAGCAAAUGUUCAGCACCGCCAGCUAAACGUGUACGAUUUAGUGAAGCUUUAAAUCGCAUUAAAGUCAUACCAGCUCGUCCACAACUAACUAGGAAGCUGGUAGCCGGAGAAGGUACACUGCGUCGGAUGAAUUCUUUUGUUGACGAAUAUCCUGAAACUGCAACGUAUGCACAGCGUCUAGUUGGAAGUUCUGUGGAUCAACCAAAUCGAAACUCUACGAAAGAAGCGGUGAUAGGAUCUAAGACACAGUUGGCUUCAUGGUCGCCAGUAUUUCGCAUGAAUUCCUUUAUAAACACUUAUCCCACAACACCACAGCAACCGAUCACCAAGUUUUUCAAACAAAAAGCAAGGCGUACACUAUUCACGGAUGCCCAGAAGCGUAUGGCUGUAGCCAAGCGAUUACCGCGUUUGUAAAAAUUUGUAAUUCCAAUGGCAAACCAAACACGUCGACGAUACCAAAACGAACCGCCCAAGGAGUAUCACUCUCCAUCAGUAUUUCACAACAAAUGAGGCUUCAAUAUUAACUCUAAUACAAAAGUAUAGUUGCGUACUACAUACAUACAAAUGUAUACUAAACUACAUUUAUUUUCUUAAAAAAUUUAAAAGUAGCCAAAGAUUUUAAGUUUAAGUAUUUUUACCAUAAUAUAUUCAACAUAAUUUAUUUAUAUGUAUGUAAUUAGAGUAUAAGUCAGAGGCAUGUGAUCGUUUAAAUUUGAGUUUGAUCCAG